AUGGCGCAGGAACGGGACGACCUCGUCUACCUGGCAAAAUUGGCGGAGCAGGCCGAGCGCUUCGACGAGAUGGCGCGGCGCCGGCGCGGCGGUAUUAUUACCCCCUUCGUUUAUUUAUCAUAGAGGAGACGAAUUGAUAAGGCGGCGCCGCGCGAGAGAGACGCGGCCCGCGCCGCGUCCGCGAACCGACGCCAAAACGCAGGUCGAGCACAUGAAGGUCGUCGCGCGCAUGCCGACGGAGCUGUCCGUCGAGGAGCGCAACUUACUGAGCGUGGCCUACAAGAACGUGAUUGGGAGCAGACGCGCGUCGUGGCGCGUCAUCUCGAGCAUCGAGCAGAAGUCGGAAACCGCCAAAGCUUCCCUCAUCGUGGCCUACAAGAAGAAGAUCGAGACGGAGCUCGAGACGAUCUGCGGCGACAUCCUGACCAUCAUCCAGGACCAGCUCAUUCCCCACAGUGCGGGCGACGAGGGCAAGGUCUUCUACUACAAGAUGAAAGGCGACUACCACCGUUAUUUGGCCGAGUUCCAGGCCGGCGAUUUACGCAAGACGUCCUCGACGGACGCCCUCGACUCCUACCAGCAGGCCUCGACGAUCGCGAACAAGGAGCUCCCGCCGACGCACCCGAUCCGCUUGGGUCUGGCGCUGAACUUCUCGGUCUUCUACUACGAGAUCCUCAACUCCCCGGAUCGCGCCUGCCACAUCGCGAAGCAGGCUUUUGAUGAUGCGAUCGCGGAGCUCGACACGCUCUCCGAGCAGUCGUACAAGGACUCCACGCUCAUCAUGCAGCUCCUCCGCGACAACCUGACGCUCUGGACGAGUGAUGCGGCCGACGCCGCGGAAACGUCCGCGCCGGCGGACUCGCAGGUCGGCGACGUCUGA
Messenger RNA from Pelagomonas calceolata, 880 nucleotides. The record is from the annotation of a GenBank genome assembly. NCBI's taxonomy places the organism in Eukaryota, Pelagophyceae, Pelagomonadales, Pelagomonadaceae.